Molecule: messenger RNA, 4017 nt
Organism: Drosophila eugracilis
Lineage: Eukaryota; Metazoa; Arthropoda; Insecta; Diptera; Drosophilidae
Product: speract receptor
Exons: 14
Coding region: 1-3735 (1244 amino acids)
Biological process (GO): intracellular signal transduction; cGMP biosynthetic process; receptor guanylyl cyclase signaling pathway
Molecular function (GO): peptide receptor activity; protein kinase activity; ATP binding
Source: RefSeq, a predicted model, not a curated record
AUGUUUGCCUGUCCUGCUCCAGCUGGAAUCUACCACUCAGGACUGCUGCAACUCCUCCUCCUCCUAUUGCUCGCUUUUAGCCAUUUCCGGCCAACUCAUGGAGAGGUCUUCACGCUCGGCUACCUCACAGCCUCGCAACGGCGACCGGGAAACCUGGACUACAAUCGACCCGGUCUUACCAUCUCGGGCGCCAUAUCGCUGGCGGUGGAGGAGGUGAAUGCAGGACGACUCCGGGAUCGUGGCCAUUCACUUCAGUUCGUCGUGGCCGAGACUUAUGGCGAGGAGGUGGUCAGCAUCCGGCAAACGGCCGCACUGUGGACUCAGCAGGUGGCCGCCUACAUUGGCCCUCAGGAAACUUGUGUUCACGAAGGUCGCAUGGCAGCCGCCUUCAACCUGCCCAUGAUAUCUUAUUACUGCACCCACCGGGAUCCAUCGAACAAGGCUGAUUUCCCCACCUUUGCUAGAACAAGACCGCCGGACACGCAGAUAUCCAAGUCCGUGGUGACUCUAUUGUUGGCCUUUAACUGGACGCAAGUGAGUUUUCUGUACUUGGACGACGCCAGUGGUCAAUAUCAACCUGUGGCCGAGACCAUCUUGAGUACGCUAAGUGAAGCUGGAGUCAGUAUCAGGGAUAUUCGCACAUGGAAUACCAUCUACCAUCAUGGGUUUAUGGACAAUCCCUUUGAGGCGCUAGUGGAGCAGACUUAUGCCAACACGAGGAUCUACCUAAUUCUGGGCCACUACUAUGAGCACGUUGGCCUAAUGAUUAGCCUUCAAAGGAGGGGACUACUUUCGAAGGGUGACUACUUCGUAGUGGGCAUCGAUAUCGAACAGUAUGAUCCCGCCAAGCCGGAAAAGUAUCUGCGUGGUCUUCUUAUGGAGGAUGUGGAGUCGAUAGCCGUGCAGGCUUUUCAGUCCUAUCUGGCCAUUGUUCCCACUGCGUCCGUCUCCUUUGCCACUUUUGCCAAUGAGGUCAACAAAUACAUGGAGCGACCGCCAUUCAAUUUCCCCAAUCCUCUGGGUCCCUUUGGUGGUGUAAAGCAGAUAAGCGCUGAGGCUGCGUAUCUCUAUGAUGCCGUGCAUCUCUAUGCCAAGGCCUUGAUGGAAGUUCUGGAUUCGGGCGGAAGACCAAGGAACGGCAGCGCCAUUGUGGCGGCCAUCAAGGGCUCGCGAUAUCGCAGCGCCAUGGGCUAUCACGUCUACAUCGAUGAGAAUGGCGAUGCGGCUGGAAAUUAUACAGUAUUAGCCAGAGGACAAGUACGGAAUGGUCGGAAUCAGACGGUGCUGGGUCUGCGACCCGUGGGAACCUUCAUCCAUCGGAACAGCAGCUUCAGUAGCAUCAGCAAGGCGUUGCCCGAUCUCAAAUUGUUUAGUCCCAUUGACUGGGUGGGUGGUUCGCGACCAGCAGCUGCUCCACGUUGCGGAUUUGGUGGCGAGAAGUGCGUUAAUUACACUGGCGAAAUUUCGGCGGCCAUUGCAGGAGGAGCUCUAUUGCUGCUCAGCUUGGUUUCCUUGGUCUUGUACCGCAACUGGCGUUAUGAGCAGGAACUGGACAGUUUGCUGUGGAAGAUCGACUUUCGCGAAGUGCAGAUUCAUGAGAACGAAAGGGAACAGCAAAGUCAAAAGCAGACGCGCCACUUGCUAAAUCACUUGCCGCGUCGUCUUCCUCCGCAGUCCACCCAUCCAUUGAUCCGCACCAGCCAGGUGAGCCUGAGUUCCAACCCAGACGCCGACUUCCGCUACACGACCAUCUUCACGCCAAUCGGACUAUACAAAGGUCAGCUUUAUGCCAUCAAAAAGGUGCGAAAGAAAAGCGUUGACAUUACACGCGAGAUGAAAAAGGAGCUCAAGCUGCUUCGAGAUGCCAGACACGACAAUAUAUGCGCCUUUAUUGGCGCCUGCACGGAUCCACCCAACAUUUGCAUCAUCAGCGAAUACUGCACCCGUGGCAGUCUUAAGGACAUACUGGAGAACGAGGACGUCAAGCUGGACAACAUGUUCAUUGCCUCCAUGGUGGCAGACAUUAUACGCGGCGUCAUCUAUUUGCACGACUCGCCCAUUCGAUUCCAUGGCGCUCUGUGCACUUCCAAUUGCCUGGUGGACUCCCGAUGGGUGGUCAAACUAACGGACUUUGGCCUCUUUGCCUUCAAACAGGGCAUCGAAGAUAGCUCAACGGAUAUGCAACACAUGUCGGCCAAGUGUCAGAAACUACUCUAUCGAGCUCCGGAGCUGCUGAGACAGGGUCCAUCCUCGCUGGUCAUGGGCACACAGCGCGGAGAUGCCUACUCCUUUGGCAUCCUACUCUAUGAGAUGCAUGUCCGUCGUGGACCCUUUGGGGAAACGGGUUUAACGAACAUGCAGUGCCUGCAGAAGGUUCUCCAGCCUCAGGAUCAACAGCAUCCUUACAGACCUUCUCUGCAACCACUGGAAACAGCCUUCGACUGCGUCAGCGAGUGCCUGAGGGAGUGCUGGGCUGAGAGACCAGAGGAUCGUCCAGAUUUCAAAACCAUCCGUACCAAACUGCGACCGCUGCGAAAAGGAAUGCGGCCUAACAUUUUCGAUAACAUGAUGGCUAUGAUGGAGAAGUAUGCCAAUAAUCUGGAGGCACUCGUUGACGAUCGCACGGAUCAGCUGCAGGAAGAGAAAAAGAAAACGGAUGCCCUGCUUCAUGAGAUGCUACCGCGUUGUGUGGCUGAUCAGUUGAAGAAAGGUCACAAGGUGGACCCUGAGCACUACGAACAGGUCAGCAUCUACUUCAGUGACAUUGUGGGCUUCACAGCAAUGUCCGCCGAGUGCACACCAUUGCAAGUAGUGGAUUUCCUAAACGAUCUGUACACCUGCUUUGACUCCAUCAUCGGCCACUAUGAUGUCUAUAAAGUAGAAACUAUCGGCGAUGCAUACAUGGUGGUCUCUGGACUCCCGCUGCGCAAUGGUGACCUGCAUGCAGCGGAAAUAGCCACCAUGUCGUUGCAUCUACUUAGUGCCGUCUCCGAGUUUAAGAUCCGCCACAGGCCUACAAAUCGCUUGCUCCUGCGGAUCGGCAUUCACUCGGGACCCGUUUGCGCCGGAGUCGUGGGCCUAAAAAUGCCUCGUUACUGUCUUUUCGGGGACACUGUAAAUACAGCUUCACGCAUGGAGUCCAGUGGUGUUCCCCUGAAGAUCCACUGCAGCUGGCAGUGCCGGCAGUUGUUGGAGAGAUUGGGUGGCUAUCACUUCCAAGAGCGAGGCGUCAUCGCCAUGAAGGGCAAGGGUGACCAACGCACCUACUGGCUGUUGGGUGAAGAUGAGGAGGCACGCACUCGGCGAACCUAUGAACGAUCCCAGAGGCGGGGAUCAAGGGCACUCAACAAGUUCAUUCAAGGCACCAUCAAGCAGGCCCAGGAUCAGGCCAACGAGUACGGGAUACGUUCCUCGCUUAAACAAAAGAAUCUGCCGCGAAACUCACUGACCCGUUCAUCCAGUCUUGAAUCGCCCAAGAAGCUGAGAUUUGCCGCUGGCAGUCUCCUGGAGCAUCAUCGCUAUCACAGUGACGAAGCCUUACUAGAAGUGGACUCCUACACGGGACUGCGACGUUCUUCGGGAGGAUCCACACAAUCUCGGUACGAGGAGACGACCCUUUCGCUGACUCUCUCCUGCCAAAGUAUUGAGGUCGUGGGUGGCCUACACAAUAAAAGGCGUCCCUCCUCAUAUCCCACUGCCAAUACGCCGCUGCUGAUGAACCAUGUGGAGGUCUGAAGCGGCUAUCUUAGUACUUAUUAAACCCAACUACAGGGAUCUUAGUGGAAUUUGUGUUCAGUAUGUUUAGCCGAAGUAUUUGUAUCGCUUUUAGUGUCGUACCAAGAUCCGCAAAUCCUUGGGAUCUGUAAAUGCAAUUGUGGUAAACUAUAGCAUCAGCAUAUUGUGAGAGUGAUUAUAAAUCUAGUCGUUGUUUAAACACAUUCAUGCGGUAACCUAAAUCAAACUAAAAUAGUCAAUAACCUAAACUAAAGUAUAUGAAUAAAAAUAUAAAGAUUAAAA